AUGGCGCAUCACUUGUCCGGAAGUUGCGUUUAUUUUGGUUCUUGUUAUGGCUUAUUGCAUUUGACAUUGAGUGGGAAGAUGUAGAUUGUCCUUAUUUGAUACAGACUAAUUAAGUCACCACUUUGACAACACUUAGUAGGGUUUCGCAGGAGAUAUAAGAGGUGGAAUCUGCUCAAGCAGCCCAUAUGGCAUCUUCGCAAUGGCUGGAAAUGACAUGCCAUCGGGAUCAGCGCUGCUGAAACGCAGCAAAAGGAGUGUAGCAACGUACUUUAAAGGAGAAAACGCAAGACAAACCAAUCUGCAGAAAUUCCACGAUUUUCUAGAACAUUUACUGGCACCCCAAAGACCAAUUGAUGAUUUAGAACCUUUGGAAUGGUGUAGGUGGUUGAUUGCAGGAGGCUCCACAUUCGAUGAAUUUGCUAAGACAGUCCGGAAGUAUGACAACGCUGUCACAUGUGGCCUGGUCUGGACAGCCCACUUCGUGGCCUACCGAUGUCGGACAUGCGGGAUCUCCCCCUGCAUGUCCCUCUGCUCCGACUGUUUCCAGGCCGGCAACCACGAGGGACACGACUACAACAUGUUCCGCAGCCAGGCAGGGGGAGCCUGUGACUGUGGGGACACCAGUGUCAUGAAUACUUCAGGGUUCUGCCCCCGACAUGGCCCCGACCGACAGCGACAUGCUGUGCACAUGCCUGGAGACAUGAUGGCCAAUGCAGAAGCCAUGAUGCCCCAGGUCUUCCUCCGCCUCAUCCACUAUCUCCGUGACAACUGUAAACCAGACGUGAAGGGCUCCUACUAUGUAACCAUGGAUGACGCGGAGCAGUUCCUGUCCUUCCUGCAAAGCCUCAGUGACAUGGGAGCGGCCAUGAGGCUGGUGAUGGCAGAAAUUCUCACCAGUGAGCAGGAAUACCGGCGGCUGACCACAGAGAAAAUAGCCAACAACCCCUACUGUAUUGAGAGUCAGAAGAACUACGUACAAGCGAGAGAAAUCAUGCCGUACCCUGCAACCUUCGAGAAGUACCAGAACAAGCGAGGACUGAGUCAGAAGCUGCACCAUGUGACCCUGCUGGACGAGCUUGUCUUCUGGAUGGUCAAGUACGAGUUCCCCCAGAGGAUUGUCACCCUGCUGCUCAGCAUGCUGCCUGUCGACUCCUACAAGGAAGCCUUUACGCGUGCAUUUGUGCACCACUACAGUCGGAUCUCCCUGGUAUUGGUGCAGGCGCUUGACCGGGUGACUGUGGCCAACCGAGUAGUCCACAUCAGUGUCCAGCUGUUCAGCAACGAGUCCCUGGCGUCCAAGAUGAUGCGCGAGUGUAACCUGCUGUACGUCCUCGUGCUUAGCCUCACACACAUGAUCGAAGACAUCCGCACAGAGAGCACACUAGAGGAUCCAGACCCAGCCAACAACUUCCACAAUGUAGUGGACUGUAGUAAUGACGUGAUGAAGUCUCACUGCUACUGGCCCAUCAUCAGCGACCUCACCAACCUCCUCACCCACUCCUCCGUAGCCUCCAAGUUCCUGCAGGAUGAGGAGCUGGUCACCAUGUGGAUGGAGCUCCUGUCCUAUCUGCAAGGGAUGAACUUGAAUCAGCGCGAACUACAGCAGCAUGUCCAGUUUGAGGCGGACUCGUACUACGCAGCGUUCUCCGCCGAGGUUGAGAUCGCAGCCUCUCUCAUGUGGUCCCUUCUAGCUCACUGUAAAACACGGAGUACGGCCUCCUUCUCACUCAGAAUGAUCGCUGCUGCUCAAGUGGCCCUUCAGGACUGGUUCCUGGCUAUCAACUGCCAUGAGAAUAUGAAGCCCAACCCGUAUCACCUGACAUUCCACCUACCUCUCCAUCGCUACCUGGCGGUGUUCAUGAUGCAGGCUGUCCUCCAUCAGGGCGUGGUCCUCACUGACAUCCUGCCAGAAGAUGCACUCGUCAAGAAGAUAGUGGUCCAUGUCCUUCAGAUUCAGGUGUGUCUGGCUCAGAUAUUUGCCAACAUGUGGGUACGGAAUGGGAUACAGAUCAAAGGUCAGGCAAUGACCUACAUCCAGUGCCACUUCUGCUACUCCAUGGCAGACGCUGACAUCUACCUCCUACAGGUUUGUGCUUCACAGUUGGAUCCAGACUAUUUUGUGAAUACUGUACUGGAAAGAUUCAACAUCUUAGACUGGCUGUCUUUUUCCCCUGAUUCGGAUCCUGGAGAUCGUUCGGAACAUGAAAUGGCCAUGGUUGAAGGUGCCCUGUCUCUGUUUGCAACACUGCUUGGGGUCCGCACCUACCUAGGUGUAGGAGAGAAGGACUUGGUGAGGCUAGAGAUGGCGUCGCUGCUGUGUAUGAGUGACAGACAACACAGUCAGCUGAUGGACUUGAUGCCGGAGAAGUCUGGAGUGCCAGGACAUGGGAAGGAGCUGUUUGAACCAACACUCAAGAAGAUUGCUGACUACAAAGCUCCAGUGUUUGCCAUGGGAGGAAAGAUGCAGCAAGGGACGUAUGUACCGAAAGCUGAGGUGUGGGAGAAGGAUUACGACCCGGUCCACGUAGCUCUCCGUGCCAUCUAUCGGAAAGAUCUGCAGUCGUCUCUAGACAGAUACACAGAACAAGUUCGCCAGAGUGGGAAGUACACCAGCAAGACCCCGCCGUGGCCCCCAUUCCGCAGCCCCAGCCCCGUGAACCAGCAGUAUAAGGGGCUGUACAGGAUCCUCAACUGCCGGACCAUGCAUGCCUUCCUCUUCACAGUCCUGCACAAGGCCCUAGCGAAGGACUCCAACGUUCCAGAGAGUGUUCUUUACCACUGUGUUCACCUGCUCGACCUGUGUGUCACCUACAGCCCUCCUCAGACAUCACGCAAGGGCUGCAGCCCAGCCAGCACUGUGAUGGACGGCAAGUACCACCGGUGGUUCUCCACGUCCGACAUCAAGCAGAAUGCGUGUGAGGUGAUAAGUGAGGUGAGCUUCCAGAGCCGCCUGGUGGUGGAGACGAACAGCAGUGACAUGUGCACUAUCAGCAUGGACAACGACACCAGCACCCUAGAGGAGAUGUUCCAGUUGGCGCCAAGUGCAGCUUCAUCUAUGGGAGGUCCUAUCACGGCAGCUCAGUUCAACCUCCCCUCCAUGAUCUCAAUUCCGGGACCUUCAUCAGGGACGGCAGCAUGCACCAUCACCAAGGCAACAGGCACCAGCACAGCCCAUACAGUGAAGCCCAAGUACGAAAGCAGAGGCAUGUCGACAGAACAAGUACACCUGUCUCGUGUCAGCGUCAACGAAAGCCUUCUGUCGCUGCUGCUGAAGCUGCACUGCAAACUGUCGGGGAAGUCGGGGUCGUAUGUGCCGAUGUCGGUAAAGAAGAGGGAGUCUGUGAAGACCCUGAUCGGGGACGGUCCUGUGUUUGUGGGGAAACUGUUGGAUAGAUUGUGUGAGAUGAGCACGGAGUGUGGCAGAAUCGUACACGACACCUACCGAGCGCUGUGGCCCGAUGAAACGGACAAGAAGGCACAGGGACAAAAUGUGGACAAAGAAACCAAACGUAAGAAAGCCUGGCAGAGACAACAGAAGUUGAUGGCUGAGUUUGCCUCGAAACAAAAGGCCUUCAUCGAACAGACGAUGGAGGAUGAUGUGGACGAUGAUGAGCCAGAGGGAGAUGAGGAUGUGAUGAAACCAAAAGAGACGACAUACGACUGUGUGAUUUGUGGCCAGGUGACCCCUUCUACAGGAGACAGACCCAUAGGGCUGGUGGUGUUCCUGCAGGCAUCUAGUGUGCUGGGCCACAGGCAGCAAGUGGAUCACCCUCACAUGCUGUCCUUGGACCCCACGUGCAGCCCACACUUCUCCACCUGCUCCGACUUCCAGAAGAAGCGCCUGGAGACACUCAUGAAGUACUUUGAGGAGAGGUCGUGUCAGAUGUCGGUGAACAUCGGCUGGGAGGGAGGUGUGUGUGUCCAGACAUGCGGACAUUACCUCCACCUGGACUGCCACAGCUCCUAUAUGCAGUCUCUCCAUUCUCAGAGCAUGAACCGUCCCGAGCCGCUAGCGGUCAGCAAGGGGGAGUACUGGUGCCCCCUGUGUCGCCAGCUGUCCAACUCUGUGGUACCGAUCGUGCCCGACGAGAACCAGCUGGCAUUGGUCAAACCUGUGUCACAUGACCCAGAGGUCAUGGUCAGAGACUUGGCGGACAUGAUGGUUACAAGGCCCAUAACUCCGGGUUCGGCCAACCUGACCCGGGUGAUGGGCAAUGUGAUGGAGGAUUUGACGAAUGCUACGCACGCAGUAUUCAAGGUCUUCUCACACUCACAGACCUCGGAGAGUGUCCUGCUUUUCGUCUGCUCUGUUGCCAGAACCAAUUUGGAAAUCGAGCUCCUUCAAAGAGGGGGGUCCCUGGACAGUCAGCAGGGCAAGGGUUACACAAAGAAGAACUGUUUCUUACCCCUGAUGCAUGUGCUGAGCCUGCACAGUAAGAUCCUCACCAUGCGCCCCACUCCCUACACCGACCUCUGGGCCCACAUCACGGGGGUCACGCUGUCGGAAGAAUCUACAAGCAUAUCUGUGUUCCACAAAGACGUCCCACUCUUGCUGAAGGAUGCGACAUCUCUACUUAUUCAAUUAAUCCUGACACUCCCCGCAACAAUCAAAGAAGAACACUUUGACUUCCUCGUGCAAAUGUUGUACAAUGUUGUAUAUAUCCAAGCUAUGUCUGUGAUCAGCUGUAAGUUCACCCCAGAGGAGCGGGAGGCGUGGCGGAAGAAGGGCCAGCAUGUGCCGGUGGAAACUAUGGAGGGAAUGCUGAGCCACAUUGUUACCAGGCUGAGCCUCAGUCGGCUGUUUGAAGACGAUGACAAGCACAGUAUACCAGCCAUCUGUCAGAGCGUGUGGUCGCCUCACAGCGUGGAGGACUCGCUACAAGAGUUCUGCCUCCCCUUUCUCAGGAUGGCCGCUCUCCUCAAACACAAUCUGUUUGACCUGGAGAUAGACUCCACACAGGACCAGUGGGAGUUCCAGUUCCUGAGUUCCUACCUGGGCCUACAGAAGAACCAGAGCAAGGCGGGGGCGGCAGCAGGGGCAGGGGCCAGGGAGGUGAACACAACAGCCUGUGUGAGUUGGGCGGUCAGCGAGCCCCUUAAGCUGACCAGGGCCUGGUGUACAGACCUCCUCAACUUCAUCGGCAUGAGACCUGUCGAGGGGAAAUUCUUCCUGGUAAAGCAGCCGACGUGGUUCACGCCGCGACUGGUGGAGCUGCCAGCGCAGUACUACAAGAUAUUCCAGACGUAUCGCAACAAACAGUGUGCAGUGUGCAACAAGGUGCCCCGCGACCCAACCAUCUGCCUCAUGUGCGGACACUUCCUCUGUUUCCGUGACAACUGCUGUAAAGAAGGCAUGGUGUACGAGUGUGUUCAGCAUUCCAUAACUUGUGGAGGAGGAAUCGGCAUCUUCCUCUUGGUCAACUCCAGCGUCAUCAUCGUCAUCCGCGGCCCCCGGGCAACGUUGUGGGGGUCUGUGUUCCUGGACGAGCAUGGGGAGGAGGAUAGAGAUCUCAAACGAGGCAAGCCCCUGUACCUCAGCAAGGAGCGGUAUGAGCUACUCCAGGAGCAGUGGUUGUCUCACAGCUUUGACCGAGUGUGCAAGAAGUGGAUCUGGCACCGAGACAGGCUCUAGGGCUACAACUCCCAGCCUGCACUGAUUGUUGCUGUAACGUCCAUCCACCUGUCUCAGACUCUCACCCCUUCACCUGCCUCCACUCGGGUGGCAACUUGGCCUUUCCCGGUACUUAAUGGCUUUAUGUGUUUAGGGAAAUAUAACUUCGUAUAUAGUAUGUCAUUCAUUUUCUUCAAAAUACACUACUUUCAUCUAAUAUUGUAAUGUCUUUUACAUAUAAUUGUAAGAGUAAUAAUUCUGUUUCCAUAUUACAUAUUUUCAUUCAGCAAUUGCUGAAUCACUAUGAAUACCUAUGGGACAAAAAUGUCUUUUCCAAUAGAAUAAGGAAUCAGUACAAUAGUGUGAUUUUUUUGGACCAGGAAUCUGUGAUCAAGUUUCACGAAGUGGUGAACGUCUAGGAUCUGAUUUAGUUUGGACUUUCCAGCAUUAGCUGACAUGCCGUGAUAGAACUGAUUUACCUGGGUUAUUUAUUUGGUGGGUCUAGGGGACUCAAAGCUUUGAAUUCUAGGAGUCCCAGGUUCAAAGAGGGAUCCCAGAGAAAUGGCAAGAAUUGAGACAGUACUCUGCCACAAGAGAUGUAUUGUGCAUGCACGCACAGACUGUUAGUUGAACAUAGAUAUGGAGCUCUCCUACAAAACUAAUCUACAAGUGCCAUCACUAGAAGAUCAUGAUGCAUUUGACUGUGCAUGGUAUUUGUUUAAUGAUUUCAUGCAGAAUUUUGUGAAAUAGCAGCAUUCAUUCCUAAACAUGAUAAACAAUUCUGCCUCUAUGUGGAUGUACUCUGUAGUCUUUACUACUGAUGCGUAUAGGAUGCAGGAAAGUCUGUCUCUCAGUCUCUGAACCAUAUUAUUUUCCCUUUUGUCCAGCCCUUUCUGUAAUGCAAAUGCUCUAAAUGAAGCAAGUCUAGGUUUUCCACUUCUCACUGGGGUGCCUUUUUAAUUCAAAUGGAGUUAUUUGUUUCUAUCAAAAUUAUAUAUUUUCAGAGACUAAGGUUUAGUCUAGAUGCAGGAUUUUGCUUUGGUAAAUCCCUGUGAAAUACUGUUCAAAGCGGCUUUAAACCCAAGUCACUCUCGUUCUUAUUCUGUGUUGAUGAAUGUUACCAUUUGGCUGAAGGAAGAAUUUCUCUGUUUUGGGGAUGUUAUCUCCUGCUUUGUUGUGGAUUACCUCCCCUUAUGAACUGACGUUUUUGUUUUUCUGAUGGAGCAGACGGGGAAUUGACAAGAAAAUGCCAGGAAUUAUUUAGGCAUCCUUGUAAAUUUAGAAUCAGUUUCAUCUUGCAAUUUAUUUAUUGGAAUGCCAUUAUAUUUCAUUUUUUUCACAGCCACGUUUUAUUUUUGCAAGUUGUACCCCUCUUAUUUCCACAACAGGUAAAAUGUUUAGUUUUAGUUUUACCAAACACCACUGAUAUUUCACAUUCAGAAAGAAAUAUUAGUUCUACUUAACUUAUUCAAUCGUCAAUACUUCACAGGCUCGUAUACACAUGCUCAUGAAGUAUUGAAAACAAAUGCCUACUUAACAUUAUCAAUAAGAAAUAUAGAUGUCCCGAGUUGUAUUUUACGCUGUUGUUAUUUUAACCAUAUUGGACAUACAGACAAACCAUCUGUGUUGACUAGGGGUCUGUUUGUGAAGGAGUAGUAGUUUUUGAUUCUCCCUUCAUGGGGCGACUUCUAAAAAUGAUACCGUAUUUGACGUAAUAAGUGCCCCGCUCUAAUAAGUGCCCACGGCAAUAUUUGCUAAUUUAUUGGCUAGUGAACAAUCCCAAUUAACACCCUUCCGAAUGAUGAAUGUA
Haliotis rufescens (red abalone) is the source of this 7421-nucleotide messenger RNA. Its product is annotated as E3 ubiquitin-protein ligase UBR3-like. Gene Ontology annotation, cellular component: cytoplasm; ubiquitin ligase complex. Lineage: Eukaryota; Metazoa; Mollusca; Gastropoda; Lepetellida; Haliotidae. Gene Ontology annotation, molecular function: ubiquitin protein ligase activity; zinc ion binding. The coding region runs from base 200 to 5632 and encodes 1810 amino acids. Gene Ontology annotation, biological process: ubiquitin-dependent protein catabolic process via the N-end rule pathway; protein ubiquitination. The record is from RefSeq and is a predicted model, not a curated record. The transcript has 37 exons.